CAGUUGAUUCCUUUGUGAAUGUUCUUGCUCUCGCAACGCGUUCAUAAGCUACACGAUUCUUAACUCGGUAUUUCCUUCCGCGAGUGUUUCGAUAGAUUGAUUUACGUUUGAAGUUUUAGUUGGAUUUGUCGUUUAAAUCUCAAUUACGAAAAUACUUAGAACGAAUGGAAUCGUGAGAACUUCCGGGAUACACUGCAACCCGAUUCGAACGCAAUAGUGAUCGACAGUGAGCACCAAUGACAUGUGCAGUGACAUUGAUAUCGAACUUUAAACUAUCAAUCAAAAUUUUCGCGUUGUUCGUCCAUCAAAUUAGACAUGAUAGAUCAUACCGUGUAUCAAACAUAUAGAGAUCUAUGUUUCGUUCACACAUCAUCGGCGAUGUUCACGUAAAAGUGCAAAUUCAAGCCAUGCUAGUAAUCAUUUUUGGUUUUCUAUAUAUAUUUUUUUAAUCCCAUUGCUGUCCAUUUGUUUUCUAUAAGUAGAUUAAUAGUAUCCAUAAGAAUGUAAAAAUUAGUUAGAAAGGACAUCCGUGAGUGUAAGUAGUUUGCAGUGUCUCGUGAAUUUGACUGUUCUAAAGACAUCUACCUUUGCUCGAAGUUGGCAACAUCGAACCCAGGAUCGGAGCAGAAAGAUUUGAAUAGCGUUUGAAGCGCAACUCUACGAUUAAUUCAACGAUCAGCACGACGGCAACGACGACGGUGACGGCGACACCGACGACGGCGGUUAUUCUCCUCCGUUCGGCGGCGCUGUCACCUCUAAAGAUGUCAGAGCUCCGAAUCGAUUGUUCCGAACUAACUCAUUCGAAACAUUAAGACACCUAUACCAGAAACAGCAGAAUACUCGGACAAGAUGUCAAUGACGGGAAGCUUAAUGGGUUACGAGAACAAUAACGAGAUAAAUCAAGCAAAGUGUAAGAAGCCGUUAAAACCGCUUCCGAUAGUGUCUAGCAUAAAUUCCAGUGGUAUUACAACCACCAACAAAACGAAAAAACCCCGAAGAUCGGCCAGACGUAGCUCUUGUAUACGAGGUCACGUGAAUAGUUUGUGGUCCGUCUGGUACGGUGUUUUGGCGGUCGCUUUUCAAGCUUACAUCGGGUUAAGAUACGCGAAAAGGUUCGCCGCUUAUUUAUCGUUACCUUGGCCUGCGGACGCUCCACCGCCAAAGGUGGAGUUGUACGCGUGCUUGGUGCUGGCCGGUGCUGGAGUCGUUUUGCUGCCCGUUCUUCUCGGCGCGGCAUUUUUAAAGCUCGGCAACCUGGCGAACGAUGGGGUGAAACUUGGUCGCCAUUUGAGCGCGUGUUCGCGCGAUCCACCUUCGUCUCUGCUCACCAACAACCCCGACCACAGUUUGGCGAACAAUUUAUGGCGACACGGGGGUCCCACAGCCGCUUUCGUACACCUUUGUACAGCCAUGUGCUUCCUCCUACCCUCGCUUCUCAUGGAGGCUAGGCUGAUACACGCUGGAUUUUUGCCAAAAGAAACGAUAUGGCGUACGGAUCUGGAUUGGCUGGUGACUCAUCGCGAUCGGUUGGUCGUGUCGAGUUUCAUGAAUCCGACCGUAAAUCUUAGCAUCUUAACCGGUUUCAUAACGCCCCAACCUUUCGUCACUUUAAUACCCGACGACGAAUCGACCGAUAAUACAGGGAACGAUAUUACCACUGUGAAAUCAGAAUUGAUCGAUCUUAUCAAUAAAUCGAUCGCGGUCGAAUCUCGACACCAGGAGACUACAAGGUAUAACGGGUUAUUUCGAGCGGCGAGUAACGGUCUAGCAACAUCUGAUACUCGAGUUCCGAGUACCACUUCCGCCCUACCUGCCAAAGGAGCUACAACUACUCCCUCGACGCAAGAAAUCAUUAUCGAUGCACCGAAAACACCGUCCACGAUUUUGAACUCGACGAUACCCGCCAAUGGCAGUGCAUCGUCGAUUACAACGACGACGACGAGGACGACGAGUACGGUCGCGGCAACGACAACAACGAUGACGACAACGUUGACAACCAGGAACGACGCGAAAGCAUCGACGAGAACGGCGGAGAUGGGAAAAGUAACUACAGCUGCUGCCGCGACUACCGCCGUGGCAGCAUCGACGCUCGCGUCCAUUUUUCCCUCGACGAUCAACCCGAUGAAGUAUGGAAAUACUGUUAGGCGACCAGUCACUACCAAGACGAUCGUUAAAAGUAACAGUUUAAAGAGCAAAUCGAAAACGAAGAACGUAGGAAGAAAUUCGACGACAGUCAGACCGAAGACUGUCUCUGUUGGAAAUAUGACCGCGCAGAGUAUGUCGUUAACGAUGAACAGCUUGGCUGAUUUGGAUCAUCCGGAAAAGUUGAAUCUUGAAUUACAAUCAGCCGAAUCGUACGGACCUAUCACUCUCGAGUAUUUGAAUUACGCAGUCGCUCUUGGCGUAUAUUCCGUGAGGUAUCCGGCGGUUUUUUGGUCGUGCAAUAAACCGUUGGCCACAAUUUUUAGCUUCCAGUUAAUAGUCAAUUCCGCCCAGAGCUUAUUGGCCUACGUUGGAAUGUCCGUUCUUUACAAGGUCCAAGUAAUGGGGCCUUUGAAGGUGCUACCAGUUCUUCGCCAACAGUAUCGUACGAUAUCGACCACAAGCAGUAUAUCGACCAUUUUCGGGGACUCGUACUUUUUGCUGAAUCCACACGUUACGCUCGUUCUGUUCGCUCUCUCCUCCCUCUUGGUGCUUUGCUCAAGCAUGGUGAUGUAUUUCUACGCUUACGGCAGAUUCACAGCGUUUCUAAAUCACGAACGUGAGCGUCGAAUCAUCUUGUCAAAGGAGAAUCGAAACGGAAACGGUUGGAUAUACUUUAUCCAUUGCACCGCUUUAUGCGUGUUCCUUGCAAUCGCGAUAUGCAGCGCGCCGUUGCUCUACGACUACAGUGUCGUAUACCGUGGCAGCCUGGACGGUGCAAUUUUAGCAUGUCUUGUUGCCACUGUCUUGCAUCUCUUCCUGUGGCUGGUUUUAUGGAUAUUUCUCACGAUAAAGCAACGCUGGACGUUCAAAUUGCGAGUGACUAUCGGCCGUGCAACCGUUAGAUCGGCAAGAUCGGUGAAGCUCGUGACCGACGUGGAUCUGUUAUCGGCCAGGGACGAUGAAGACGGAACCAAUGCGCCAUUGCUGGUUGUCGGUAACGGCAGAACGUACACUAUUGCCGACGCUUCACCGAAAAAGGCUAUCAUGAGCGUGAUACAAAAGGCAGCUAUCGAGAGGAAAGCGCGAGCUCAAGGAAACACUGAUUCCGUUAACGGCGAUUCAGUGGCCGACGAUGAACAAAUUUAUUGGUUGAGACCGAAAUUGCGCCCGUCGCCGACUAGAUCGCCGAACGAGAACGGUGCACCAGCUACGGAGAAAGGAUGGCUGAACAAGAAAUUGAAACCCAAGGUCACCUUUAACGACCUGCCUAGUACGUCAGGCUCGCGUAAUAAAGGAAAAAUCAGACGAGGCAAUGGUGACGGAGGCCCUGAAGAUGACGGAGAUUACGCCACGUUACGGGAAUUACCGUUAAUUACGUCGUUGGAUCCGGCCGAUGAUUCAACAUCCGAAGAGAACAAGUGGGAAAGAUGGCUGAUAUCUCGUAGGGACGGUAUACCUAAAUUUGGAAACCUGCUCGAGUGCGUGAACGAUGACCAAGUGACGUACUACGCGAGUGCAAAUCGCGAUCUGCAACCUUCGGAAGGCGACCCUUCGCCUCUCUUGACUCCAGACCCUUUGCCCGAUUCCUCCUCGGAGCCACUUCCACUGCCACCUCCGACUCCGUCUCCAACUCCGACUCCGACUUGUGCACCGACUACCGAAGUUGUCACGGCGUUACUAACCACUAACACCCAGACAAACGGAGGACACACGCCACGAUGUUUACGCCGAGCCGAUUCAGGAAUGCCGCACGAGGAAUUGACUCCUCGCUCGGAUUCCUCCAAUUCUCCACCAUUAGACGCCGUGGUGGGGGGUAAUAGCGGAGCCGGCUCGGUGGCGGGGCACAGUAACGCGAGCAGCCACAGCGAAACGUCCUCGAGCGGCGUGCACAGUAACGCUAGCAAUGGAAGCAACAGCAGCUGUCAACGACGAGCGACCAGCGUGGACGACGUGACAAGUGGCAACUGCGCCACCAACGUUGCCGAGCAACGAGAUAACGAGGAGUCGCGCGACCAGUGGCGCAGCUGUUCCCUCCAACGCGGGAUUCAACCGCCGUCCGCUGCCAUUGCAUUUUCACCGCCAAAUAGUCGCCCCGGAACCAGCCAUUCCUUUUCCUCGCCGCAGUACGCGAAUCACGUGCCGCUGUUCGCCAAUGCGAGUUCAAACGCGAACGCUAAUCCCAGCGUGAACAACACGGUUACGAGCGUGAGUGGCAGCACGAACGUUAACGUGAAUGAUAUCGCCGCCACGGUUGGCCAAGGAUGCCCGGCCGUUAUCCUCGAGAAUCCCAACGAGGCGACCGUGGUGAUACGGCGGAAGCUGUCGAGGACUAAGCUGACGGAGCCCUUGAACCCGAACGAAGAGCCGUUUGGCCGGUCCACCAACAUGAGGAUGACGUCAUUCACGGAGAGCAACGAUAUUCGUGUUCACGCCUCGUCCGCCACAUUGCCGCAUUACCCGACCCAACCUGUGGUGACAUAUCCGCAUUGCUCCACCAUGCCUCUGCCCCACGCCUCUCACAGUAUGGCCGGGUCUCACAUGGGCGGAUCAAGCGGGAGCUGUGGAUCGGUGCCGAGACACGCUUUCGUUCCACCGCAGGUACACUCGACGGUACCCGCGCACACAACUUUACCGUCCCAUCACAACGGCGUCAGACUUCUCCCCGGCAUAGCGCCCGCUCCCAACAAUCCUUUCGUAAAGAGGUUCCCACCUGUGCAGCUGCACACGCAGCCCUGGGCGCUGCCCGGCCACCACACUUUCCCCCAGGCGUCCCAAGUUAACGGCAAGCUGACCACCACCGCGCAGAUCAGGCAGAGCGAUCGUGACUCGGCAAACUUUUCCAUGGCCAGUAGCGGUGAUUCCGACACGUGUUUGCCUCAUUAGACCGUUCGAUCGUCCACCCUCUUCGCUCUCGCUCCGCGCCGAGCAAACGUUUUCACGUUAUACCGUUUCCGAUCACGUUUCCUGGAUCGUCGUCGUGCCCACGACGCUUCUCGAGAUCUUUUUUAAAAAAAGGUUUUCUCGGGGAUCGUUGUCUCUGAUCGCGAACGUGGUGCGUAGAACUAAACAACAUCCGUUUGCGUUUUGUUGUUCAAGCUCGCGUGUAUCAUUGUCAUACCAUCGUAUUAGGGGUUAUUACAUAUCAUACUUUCGAUUAAUCCAUGAGAACACGUCCGACACGUACGGUCAACGUUGUUUUAUUUUCGAUACAAAAAAACCACCACCGUCUGUCGCGACAACAUUUUGUCUCGUUCUUCCAUAUCAAAUGUUUCUUCGUAUACCAUUUGUAAAUCACAUCUUCUCGCGUAUUGUCUACCCGCUUCUCGAGCCCCGAUACAGUUGAUUCGUUCGAAUAAUGAAUAUCCUGAUCGCAAUGAACAUAUCCUGUGAGACAUGAAUCGUUGUUUGCGCUAUUCGUCAAUUGUUAUUGUAAUACAUGCAAGACAAGAUAGAUUGAUAAACACGUUAGUUCUUUGAAAAAGUUAAAAAAAAAAAUUUUCUUUUCAAAGAUUUUUCUCCUACAUUUUUAUUAUCUUUUAUUACUUUUCGAUCAUUUUUUGUAAGAAAUGUCUUUGAAUAUUUAUUGAAAUGAUAACUGAAAAGAUUUGUGAAGAUAAUUAACGCAUGUGUUGUUUAAGAUUCGGGAACGGAGUAAAUAGCGAAUUGAAAAAGAGAGGUAAAAAUAAUUUAAUCGUAAAGCUAUAUUUAUAUCCUAAAAAAUUUAUUCAAUGAAUUAUUGUAUCCAUUGGAGCAAAAUUUUAUUUAUUUAACAUUCACAAGAAAGUAUGGAAAGUAUUCGCGUUCGAAAAUAUAAGUCUCAUCGUGUACAAUGAGAUGACCAUACAUAUAGACUAAUACCAGUCAAUGGAUGAUUAUAUUAAAAAAAAAAAAGUUAAGAAACUUACGAUUACUGCCAUAAUGAUAAUUAUAAUCGCAAAGAUCUUUAGAUCUUCGUCACGACAUGAAUUUAUUUAUCGACUGCCAUGUUAUUUCGUCCUGUUUCGCGAACAAAAAGCGCUCGAGAAGUGUUCGUUCUUUUCGUUCGCUCGUAAUCGCUUAACGCAUAGUGAAAUAUUAAAGUAUUUAAUAUCGCUUGCGCUACGAUAAUUUUAUUUUUUGCGAUCACGUAAUUUUAAUCGAGGAUUAGAAACGCGAAGAAACGCACUCCUAUCUUGAAUAAUCGUAUCUUGUAUCAGCGUUGUAUACCAUGAGAGAUAAAUCGGAAAUCACAUUUCCAUCCAUAUAUAUUAAAUUUGAUACACACGUCGAUUAAAAUGCAUUUCGAAUUAUAUGAUUUCGCUAAUUGACUGUAUUGAUAUGCAACGAUGAUACGAUACGAGAUACAACAAAUAAAUACCGUGUUUAAUAAAUAUAGGUCGAAAUGUUUCCCAAUUUCAUAAUCGAGUGGACAGAAAUAAAAAGAAAAAAAAAAAAUGCAUAAUGGAUAGAUAAAUAAUAUAAUCCGGAUAGUUUGCCGAGUUCAUCGAAUUUAGAACAAUAACGAUGACGAUUUUAGGAUAUUUAUGAUGGAUUAAGUUAAAAAGAAAUCUUUAGAAAGCUAUUAUUAAUCCAAAAACUUACGCGAGAUAUCUACGAUAUUUCCAUAUCUUAAAUGUUUAACCAAAAAAUCUCAAGUACGGGUUAUAGACUUUGAUGAAAAUAACAUCUCUUUGGAACAGGAUAAAAACACGGUCAAGAUAAUAAUAACUUAUAUAACGUACGCAUAUAUUAUCCAAUGCUUAUACAUAUACACCUAAUGCAAUAUUUGAACAUAACCUCAAAUUUAUGAAACGUAAUGAAUCAUACGUUGUAAGUGUACGUGCUAUUUAGAAAUUCUUGUUGACGCAUUCGACGAAACAAACGGUAUUUUUUGAUUCAUCGAUCGAAUUUAUCAAUCUUUACAAGCUAUGACUAAAUACAUGAAUAAUAUAACAUGGAUAGUAUAAUGGCAGAAAAGAAGUGUGGUAAGGGCGUGCCUUGCUCAUCGAAAAAGCAUACACUUUUGUUCAUAAAUUACGAGUCAUAAGUAUACUUGUUUUUUAUAAUAUUUAUUAAAUUUUAAUAAUAUUUAAUUAUCUUUUGAUUGCUUUUGGCUCACAUAUAAACUUACACUUGUGUUAUUGAAUAAAUCUUUAUUAUAAAUAGGUAUACAUAUAAUUUUCAUGUUUGUUUUAUAAAUUAAAUAUUUUACAUUGAAUAUUCUUUUUUUAUGGAUAUGAAAUAUUGAAGAAAAUGAUUCGUUCUUCAAUCAUGAACACUUAACAGUCAAAGAAUUAAAAAAUAAAUACACAAUAAAAUCUUUAAAUAAAAAAUAAUGCAUAAUAUUUAUAAAUCAUUAUCUAUUUUGUAAUUAAGUAAUUAAAUUAUUUAUCGCUAUUUUAAACUUUUAAUUAUCAAUGUUUCGUGAUUUAUGGACAAGAGCGUAUAUGCAUAUAUUGCGCAUGCUUUUUUCUUUCUUCCUCGACUUAUUUGUUAGGAAAUCUUUCUUUUAAUGUAGAUAUCGAAUGUAGUGAAAUUAUUUACGUAGUAGCAAGAAAUUCUGCUCAAGUAAAUGCACUCUAGAAGAAAGAUUGUUAUUUUGAAAUAUCUUCCAAUUUUCGACGAUUUGAGAUGAAACAGGUUAGAAAAGUGCGUAGAAUCGGUAUGUACAAUGUCUGUAUCUCCUCUGAUAUCGCCAAACAGCGUAUAUCGCGUUUUUCGCGAAAAGGUGAAAUCAAGAUGACGAAGCCACAAUUUCCUACAAACGUCGAAAAGAAUCGACAUGUACAGAUCUCUUUUAUGUGUGUUCAUCGAGUUGUAUUUAACACGUGUUCGUUCUAUCUUUUAUGCACAUAUCCUGAAUCUAGAAUGGCCCUGAACAAAUUGAGAGUGAUGCAUCAAAUUUAUAGCUAACCUAUAAAAAUUUGUAGUUCGCGAGAAAAUUGAAAAUAUUACUGUCGUCUAGUAUAUCAUAUCAUGGUAUUGACAUUUUAACUCUUUGAGUCCUAACUUGUAUCAAAUGAUAUCGUAAACUAAAUGUACAGAAUGUACAGAAAAAUUAACUAUUAUUUUUAUUUUAUCGUGUUUCUAUUUUAUUUUUUUUUUUACAAUUUUUAUUAUCACAUUGUGUAAUAAAUUCGUUCAUGUUGAUAUUUGAUAAAAUUUUCUUAUCUAUUUGUAAACGUCUAU
Messenger RNA from Apis laboriosa (Himalayan honeybee), 8313 nucleotides. It is a transcript of the gene tinc, whose product is annotated as protein tincar. Bases 850 to 5028 code for a protein of 1392 amino acids. NCBI's taxonomy places the organism in Eukaryota, Metazoa, Arthropoda, Insecta, Hymenoptera, Apidae. The transcript is spliced from 15 exons. The record is from RefSeq and is a predicted model, not a curated record.